GGGACACUGAGGGCUGGUGGUUGGGCCUCGGGGGGGGGGGAAGGAUGGCUGCACUGGGAUCGGAGAAAAACCCCAGCAAAAAGAAAACCGAAAAGAAAUUCGCGGCCAGGGAGGAAGCCAAGCUGCUGGCCAGCUUUAUGGGAGUGAUGAACAUCAUGCGGAAACAGAAAACAUUAUGUGAUGUCAUUCUUAUGGUCCAAGACAGAAAAAUUCCUGCUCAUCGUGUAGUCUUGGCAGCCGCCAGUCACUUUUUUAACCUGAUGUUCACAACAAACAUGCUUGAAUCCAAGUCUUUUGAGGUAGAGCUGAAAGACGCUGAACCUGAUAUUAUAGAGCAAUUGGUGGAGUUUGCAUACACAGCAAGAAUAUCUGUAAAUAGCAAUAAUGUCCAAUCCUUGCUGGAUGCCGCCAACCAAUAUCAAAUUGAACCGGUCAAGAGAAUGUGUGUGGAUUUCUUAAAAGAACAAGUGGACGCUUCUAACUGUUUGGGAAUUAGCGUUUUAGCAGAAUGCCUUGAUUGUCCUGAGCUAAAAGCCACAGCAGAUGACUUCAUUCAUCAGCAUUUCACUGAAGUUUACAAAACCGAUGAGUUUCUGCAGCUAGGUGUGAAACGUGUUACUCAUCUACUGAACCAGGACACACUAACUGUCCGUGCUGAAGAUCAGGUAUAUGAUGCAGCUGUCAGAUGGUUAAAAUAUGAUGAGCCAAGUCGACAACCAUUCAUGGUGGACAUUCUUGCCAAAGUCAGAUUUCCACUUAUUUCCAAAAACUUUCUAAGCAAAACCGUGCAGGCCGAGCCUCUGAUACAGGACAAUCCUGAAUGCCUGAAAAUGGUGAUAAGUGGAAUGCGCUAUCAUCUUCUGUCUCCAGAAGACAGAGAAGAAUUGGUAGAUGGAACCAGACCACGGAGAAAGAAACAUGAUUAUAGGAUUGCCUUGUUUGGAGGCUCGCAGCCUCAGUCCUGCAGAUACUUUAAUCCAAAAGAUUACAACUGGACUGAUAUUCGAUGUCCCUUUGAGAAGCGACGAGACGCAGCUUGUGUUUUUUGGGACAAUGUUGUUUAUAUUUUGGGUGGUUCUCAACUUUUCCCAAUUAAGAGAAUGGACUGCUAUAAUGUUGUGAAAGAUUCCUGGUACUCUAAACUGGGGCCUCCUACGCCACGAGACAGCCUAGCUGCAUGCGCUGCUGAGGGCAAGAUCUACACGUCAGGAGGCUCAGAAGUGGGAAAUUCUGCCCUUUACCUGUUUGAGUGCUAUGAUACGAGAACUGAGAGCUGGCACACGAAACCCAGCAUGCUGACCCAGAGAUGUAGUCAUGGGAUGGUAGAAGCAUGUGGGCUCAUCUAUGUAUGUGGAGGCAGCUUGGGGAACAAUGUUUCUGGGAGGGUGUUGAAUUGCUGUGAAGUGUACGAUCCAGCAACAGAAACGUGGACUGAGCUGUGUCCAAUGAUAGAGGCUCGCAAAAACCAUGGAUUGGUGUUUGUGAAAGACAAGAUAUUUGCCAUUGGUGGGCAAAAUGGUUUAGGUGGGCUAGACAGCGUGGAAUAUUAUGAUAUUAAACUUAACGAAUGGAAGUUGGUGUCCCCCAUGCCAUGGAAAGGAGUUACUGUAAAGUGUGCGGCAGUGAGCUCGGUCAUUUACGUCUUGGCUGGCUUCCAGGGAGUGGGGCGAUUAGGACAUAUUUUGGAAUAUAACACAGAGACAGACAAAUGGAUUGCAAACGCCAAGGUCCGCGCCUUCCCAGUAACUAGCUGUUUGAUCUGUGUGGUCGAUACAUGUGGAGCAAAUGAAGAAACGCUGGAAACUUGAAUGCUACCCAUUAUUUGCUCCAUGCAAGACUGGACAAUUGUCAUUGUCACACUAAAAUAGUGUGUGCCAUUUAUGGGUAGGGUACUACUAGGUUUUAAUUUCUAGAUUAAUGACGUUCUGGAAAAGCGGGAUACAUUAUUUUAAUCCUUUGAAUAACAGGGGUGCCUUCAGCUUAUUUCAACGCACUAUAUUGGUUACAUCUCUGGUAUUCAGAGGUAAAACAUAUCUGUGUAAUGUCUUAACCACAGGCUUUUAGUUUAGUUUUUAUUAUUUUAUUGAGUAAAAUUCAGCCGGUGAGAAAAACAUAAUUUUUUUUUUUUUUUAUUGUCCUCAUUUUGGAUUGUUUAAUAAAUAUGGUCACCACGUGUUUUUUGUUUUUGUUCUUUUUGUUUAUUUGUUAUCCUUUCACCAAGGGCAGCUGUUUUGGUGCCGUCCUCAAGAAAUGUUAGCAGAGCAUUUAGUUCUUAGUUUUGUGGUGUGUGAUUUGGAGCUUUUACAUGAUAAGACUUUCAGCUUCGAUAUAGACAUCUUUAUAAAUACUAUGUAUGCUCAGUCUUACUCCAUUCAGAGAUUUUCAUUUAGCAAUUUCACUGUAUACUGUACAUUGUUAUAAACUGCUUAUUUUGGGGGGGGGAUCCAUUUAACGUGCUGUGUGUUUUUGUUUGUUUUUUUUAUUCCUCAUGUUUGUAUUGCAUUGAGAACCUAGCUGCCCAAGCUACUUAUGUAAGCUCAGUCAGUUUUAUUAAAAUAUUAUUCUGUUGUGA
Pelobates fuscus (common spadefoot toad) is the source of this 2572-nucleotide messenger RNA. RefSeq names its product kelch like family member 7 (gene KLHL7). Gene Ontology annotation, molecular function: protein binding. Gene Ontology annotation, biological process: protein ubiquitination. Lineage: Eukaryota; Metazoa; Chordata; Amphibia; Anura; Pelobatidae. The transcript has 11 exons. Gene Ontology annotation, cellular component: Cul3-RING ubiquitin ligase complex. The record is from RefSeq and is a predicted model, not a curated record. Bases 45 to 1808 code for a protein of 587 amino acids.